Messenger RNA from Caretta caretta (loggerhead turtle), 2627 nucleotides. RefSeq names its product sulfotransferase 1C2. Gene Ontology annotation, molecular function: sulfotransferase activity. The record is from RefSeq and is a predicted model, not a curated record. Lineage: Eukaryota; Metazoa; Chordata; Testudines; Cheloniidae.
GAAACUGCCGAGUCAUGGGAAACUGACCAACUUGGAUUAAAAAUGCUUCCUGCUAAGAGCCGCGCCCUGGCUUUGCCUAGCUGAUCUAGAAGGAAACUUUGCUCCCCAGCAGGAGAAAGUUCAGUGUCCAGAUUAAGCAGCUUUAUAGACCCCGUGUGACCAUUUCGGUCACCCAUCAAGGGUGUGAAGGAGGCUGGAUCAGCUUGUCAAAACAACAGGCGGAAGCAUCUCAGCCGGGACACUAGUGGGUGUUUAACAGUUGCUGUGCCUCACCCCAGAGGUGGCUGCAUUUCAGUGCUGGGUGAUCAUCCAGUCUGCGAUACACUAUGUCCAAAGAACAGACUAAAGCGCUCACACCGGAAAAAGAGGGACGUCCAGAACUGGGCCAAGUGGAGGGGAUUCUGCUCUCCCAGGCCACCUGUAAUGAAUGGCAGCGGAUCCAGGGUUUCCAAGCCAGGCCUGACGAUCUGCUCAUCUGCACCUACCCCAAAGCAGGCACAACCUGGAUCCAGGAGAUAGUAGACAUGGUCCAGCAGGACGGGGACUUGGAGAAGUGCAAGCGUGCCCCCGUCCACAGCCGGCACCCCUUCAUCGAGUGGGCUCGUCCGCCCCAACCCUCAGGUGUGGAACAAGCCGAAGACAUGCCCCCGCCACGGACCCUGAAAACCCACCUCCCCACCAAACUCUUGCCUCCAUCUUUCUGGGAACAGCAGUGUAAGUUCCUGUACGUGGCUCGUAAUGCCAAGGACUGCAUGGUCUCCUACUACCAUUUCCAGAGAAUGAGCAAGGUGGUGCCUGACCCAGGCCCCUGGCACGAGUAUUUUGAGAGGUUCAUGGCGGGCAAAGUGGGCUGGGGUCCGUGGCAUGAGCAUGUGAAGGGCUGGUGGAAGGCGAAGGACAAGCACCACGUGCUCUUCCUCUUCUACGAGGACAUGAAGAAGGACCCAAAGCGUGAGAUCCAGAAAGUGGCCCGGUUUCUGGGGAAGAACCUGGACCAGGAGCUUCUGGAGAAGAUCGUCUAUCACACGUCAUUUGACGUCAUGAAGGACAAUCCCAUGGCUAACCGCUCCGGCGUCCCCCUGUCCAUCAUGGACCAGUCCAUCUCCCCGUUCAUGCGUAAAGGGUCUGUCGGGGACUGGAAGAACCACUUCACCGUGGCGCAGAAUGAGCGCUUUGAUGAGGACUAUGAGGAGAAGAUGACUGGGACCAAUCUGACCUUCUGCAUGGAGCUCUGAGGACCCUGCCUCUGAGCCUGGCAGGAUCCACCCAGCCUGCUGCAGCCACCCCUGCAGGCCCCUGCAUCUCUACCAGUCUCUUCCAAGGUGAUGGACUUUCUGUCACGGACCAUUCCCAGGCUCAGCCAAGCCCCAGGGCUUUUCUGUGGGGCAGCGAUGAGGGUUCUUCCAUUGUAUAACCCUGCCCUCUCUGUCCCAUUUUCACCUCUUCUUCCCUUCCCAUUCCCACCUACUGCUCCUUCCCUCCUCCUCACCCACCAUGGCCCAUCUUUACAACUGGCUGGAAAAUGGGAGCUAUUUCCUCCCAUCACAAAUGCCAAUUUUUUUUGGCAAAAACCUGAAUCCACACAAUUUUAAUUUCGAAAUGCUGCCUCAUGGGAGUUGUGGUUUGGGUACCUCAUGCUCCCAUUCUCCUAUAUGGGUCACACUUCCUGGCUGGACUACAUCUCCCAUGAGAGACCACAGUCCUCCCCUCUUCUUGACUGCAUCAUGGGAAUUCUGGGCCAUGGUGCAUCAUGGGAUGUGUAGUCUGGUUAGGUAGCCUGGGAGUCCAGAUUCCUAGGCUCUAUCCAUAGGUCUGGAAGGGGAGUGGGGUCUAGUGGGUUAGUGCAGUGGUGGGCUGGGAGUCAGGAUGCCUGGGUUCUAUCCUCAGCUCUUCCACCAACUCCAGAAUUCUUUUUGAUGAUCAGGUGUUGAGAUUAAUUUGUUGAUUUGAGUUUGAUUUGGCAAUUGUCAUUAACGCUGGUCCCCGCCCCUCCCCCCCCAAAAUCUUGACUGAAGACUUUUCCAUCAAUGGUGUAUGGAUCCAAAUUGAAAGGUUUUGUUAUCAGCUAAACUUUUGACAGAAAAAAAUCUCAACACAAUUCUGAAUCAAAAUGGAGUAUUUUGUUUUGACUUGCUUGUUUUGAAUCAACUUAUAUUGUGAAAGAUUAAUUGUUGUGCUAACUUGAUCAUUUAUCACUGAGUUAUCAAAACAUUCUGAUCAGGUGGUGGGCAGGCUUCUGAAUCAAAAAUUUUCUUUUGAAAUUUCCUUUCCAUGAAAGCUGCAACUGCUCAUCUGGAUUGGCAACAAAAUUCAGUAAUAAUAAUUUAACUUUGGUCGGGUGGGGGGGCGGUUUGAAGUGGCUUUAAUAAAAUUCAUAAAAAGGUACCGAGACAUGCCCCUUCCAGUAAGCAAUCUGGGUCUGGGUGAAUAUCCUUGAAGGUCAGGGUGAAUAUCAGCUGAUCAACCUAAAAACCUGACCUUCUCCUCUAAGUUAGUCUCUGUGUCUUACAUAAGACAAGUAACGGACAAUGAAUGGACUGCAAAGCUUAGCAUAUGGGUGACAAUAAGUGAUCUGAGUACACGUGAUUUAUUUUUUGCUAUCAAGUGUGAAAUUAAUAAAAUAUGAA